This is a messenger RNA of Punctularia strigosozonata HHB-11173 SS5, 1023 nucleotides long. RefSeq lists its product as uncharacterized. The record is from RefSeq and is a predicted model, not a curated record. Gene Ontology annotation, molecular function: protein binding. Gene Ontology annotation, biological process: regulation of actin filament polymerization. Lineage: Eukaryota; Fungi; Basidiomycota; Agaricomycetes; Corticiales; Punctulariaceae. The transcript has 5 exons. Bases 1 to 1023 code for a protein of 340 amino acids.
AUGCCUCCUCGUGGAAAUGAAGGUCUCGACUUCACGCCCGUACUGACCCACUAUCUCUUCCUCUUCACCACCAUCCUCGCCGUGGUAGGAUGGUUCAUGGCCUUCAUCUCCCAGGCGGUGGCCACAGCGCAAUUCGGAAAUAGGGUCGUUGGCGUCCUGUGGUUCGCCAUAUUCCUCCAGCUGUUCCUUACCAUCGGCGUCGUCUACACCCUCGCGACGGACGCGAUAGCCAUGCACCGCUUUCAAAUAUCGGUCUUCGGCGCCAUAGCUGUUGUAUUUGCCGUCACUGGCGUUGAGGAGGGCAUAUUCUCUUCCGCUGCCGCACUCGACGCGAUGGGCGCUGGUUGGCUCAUCCUCGCCAUCGUCGACAUCCUCUGGGUCCUCUACUUCACCUCGGAAGAGGACUCCCUCGCCCUCCACAUCUUCAACUCGCUCGGUACUGGUGGUCUCACCCCGCCUGGCCGCCGCCGCCGCACACGCUCCAUCUCCGCCUCCCAGACGAUCAACAACGGCUACUCGAGCGGCUACUCCCAAGGCGGCGGCAUGUACGACGCCAAGAUGGGCACCAUGGGCGCAGGCGUCCGCAGCCAGAAUAGCUUCCACGGUGGCAAUUCGCUCGAGGGUGGUCCCGUUGGCUCCGCCGCCGCCCGGAGCAUCACCAAUGGCACCCGCCCAAACAGCGCACACACCGGCCCCGCUACCUCCCCCAUUGGCGGAAACGACAGCAUGAACGUGGGUGCCAGUUCGCCCUUGAUGGGCGGCGGCGCGGCUGGCAUCGGAGCCGGUGGUGGGAUGCUCACCCCGGACAACGAGGCCCCGCCUUCGGACGCGCCCAGCGCCGAACCCGUUUACAGGGCAAAAGCACUUUAUGCAUAUACCGCAUCCCCUGACGACCCCAACGAGCUAUCGUUCACGAAAGGAGAGAUACUGGAUAUCAUCGACAAGCAAGGCAAAUGGUGGCAAGCGAAGAAGGCGGACGGCCGAGUUGGUAUCGCACCGUCAAAUUAUCUCCAAAUCAUAUAA